AUGGUCGAUAGUAACUUGUUCGAACUUUCCAACAACGCAUUACCAAUUGUUCGAUGCCUGUUCCAAUUUUAUAUCAUUCUAGUCGUUUCUACUGUUUAUCACAUUCAAUGCAUUGGAAAAAAGAAGCCUACGAAGAGGAGUUCUGCAGGUCUUAAGGACGACCAUGAAACGGUCCUCAAGGUUGAAUCGACUCCACCGCCGACUGAGACUGAAACUAGUGACCUCGUCACCGUUAACGAAACUCCAUCCUCGUUGGCUGAGAAAAGCCAAAAGUACCACAGCAUUGCAGCAACUCCUACAACGAUCGAUUAUGGAACUAUCGCUGCAGCCACGGAAUCUUCGAGUGUCUGGGCAUCAGAUGUAAUGAAGGUGCUUGAUAUACAUGAAAGGAAACCAAAACCUGCUACCUUUACCACAACAUCGCACAUGGUCGGAUAUAGAAGCGACGAAUCUCUUAUAGAUGCAAGAACUCAACCUACGGUACGUUUGAAUGUGAUUAGAUGGUCUAUCUAG
Haemonchus placei is the source of this 513-nucleotide messenger RNA. The record is from the annotation of a GenBank genome assembly. Lineage: Eukaryota; Metazoa; Nematoda; Chromadorea; Rhabditida; Trichostrongylidae.